Oenanthe melanoleuca is the source of this 6656-nucleotide messenger RNA. It is a transcript of the gene UACA, whose product is annotated as uveal autoantigen with coiled-coil domains and ankyrin repeats. The coding region runs from base 1064 to 5158 and encodes 1364 amino acids. NCBI's taxonomy places the organism in Eukaryota, Metazoa, Chordata, Aves, Passeriformes, Muscicapidae. The record is from RefSeq and is a predicted model, not a curated record. Gene Ontology annotation, molecular function: actin binding. The transcript has 18 exons.
GUUAUUUGCAGCCUCUACUGUGUGUCCUCCAGGGUGUGUAAGUGGUUUUCCUGGCCCAGGACCAGGUUUCUCUCCUGCAGACACAACAGUGCAUUGCUUGUCUUGUUGACCUACUCCUCUAAAUAUGGCACUGGGGAGAUCUCCAUUUAAAUUUAAACUCGUGAAAGGGGAUUCUCCAUCUCCCUCUUGUUAAUCAUUGUGCUGUCUAUUUAAUGUUUUCACAGCCUCUGUGACUCCUCUCCUUUCACAUGUUGGGAGACAGACUGGCAGCAGCAGUAAGCUGAAACCAGCUUUUAUUCAGGAAGGGUUUCAGUGCUGUAAAAGGAGAAUUUUUUUACAGCAGAGGCAUGUGUGUUUUCUAAUUUAAAAUGGGUUACAUUUCUGUCAAAAUAGGAUCACACAUUCCAUCUGCUGCACAGUCUGAAGUCUGAGCCUGAGUCUGGUUAUGGGGGAAAAAAUUCCUGCAGUAUUUCAGUGCUGGGCUGUUAUUGGGGUAUUUAUUUCAGUGCUGGGCUGUUAUUGGGGUAUUUAUUUCAGUGCUGGGCUGCUAUUGGGGUAUUUAUUUCAGUGCUGGGGUGCUAUUGGGGUAUUUAUUUCAGUGCUGGGGUGCUAUUGGGGUAUUUCAGUGCUGGGCUGUUCUUAGUGUCCCUCCCUCCCUCGUGUGGCUGCAGGGUGAAAACGAGGAGUGUGUUUAUUUUAAAAAAGAGCCUUUGCCUGUCUGCAGGGGACAUGCCUGUCCCCUGAGUUCACUCUGCACCCUGACUCAGGGCUGGGGCACGCCAGGAAUGUAUUAAUAGCAAUGGCUUUCAAUCAACCACUGCCUUAUCAGAAAAUAGAUGGGCUGGUGAGCCUGCCCAGGGAUUGUUUACCAGCUGCCAGCUCCAGGCAGCAUUUCCCUGCAGCACAGGAGUGUGGCUGGAGUGAUGCAGGGUGAAGAUGAUGCUGAGGAUGGGGAGCAGAGCCUGGGGGAGCCGAGCUGAGUGAAGGAUGGAGAGGGAGGUGCAGAGCUGAUCCUCACCCUGAGCUGGGCUGAUGUGACAGGAGCCCCAGCUGUGAGCUCAGCAUGAUUUGUUGGUUCUCCUGUGCAGCCAGAGACUCUCUGAACCCAGACUGGAGCAAGUACGAUGACAGGCUGAUGAAGGCAGCUGAGAGGGGAGAUGUGGAGAAGGUUUCAUCCAUCCUGGCCAAGAAGGGGGUCAGCCCCACCAAGCUGGAUGUGGAAGGGAGAUCUGCAUUCCAUGUUGUAGCCUCAAAGGGGAACCUGGACUGCUUGAACACCAUCCUGGUGCAUGGAGUUGAUAUCACAGCCACUGAUGCUGCAGGCAGAAAUGCCCUGCAUUUGGCUGCCAAGUAUGGCCAUGCUCUGUGCUUGCAGAAGCUGCUGCAGUACAAUUGUCCAACAGAGAAUGUGGAUCUCCAGGGAAGAACUGCUCUUCAUGAUGCAGCCAUGUCUGACUGCUCUGCCAGCAUCCAGCUGCUCUGUGACCACGGCGCCGCCGUCAACUCCAAGGACGGGGACGGCAGGACCCCGCUGGUGCUGGCCACCCAGAUGUGCCGCCCCGCGCUCUGCCAGCUGCUGAUCGACCGGGGCGCCGACGUCAACGCCAGGGACAAGCAGGGCAGGACUGCCCUGAUGCUGGGCUGUGAGUAUGGCUGCAGGGAUGCCGUGGAGGUGCUGCUCAGGAACGCUGCUGACGCUGCUCUGACUGACGGCCUUGGCCAUGACUCUGCUUACUAUGCCAGGAUUGGGGACAACAUCGACAUUCUGGCUUCAGUCAAAGCUGCCCUUGAGGAUCCCAGCAGAGGCAGAGGCAGCGUGAGGAGAGGGCAGGCAGAGCAGAAGGUCCCCAGCGGCUGCCAGCAGUGGGGCAGGGCCACAGCAGCACAGGAGGAGCUGCCACCCCUGCAGAAGGAGCCCAGCACUCAGGAUCUGGAGUUGGAAAACCAAGAUUUGAGAGCUCGAAUGAGGGAAGUGCAGGAGGAGCAGAGGAUGCUGCUGGACAGGAUCAGUGGCUUGCAGCUGCAGCUGAGUGAGAAAGAUGAGCUGAAGAAAACCCUGACUACCAAGGAAAAGCAGCAGGAGGAAAGUUUAAGGACUAUUGAAGCUCUCAAAGCUAAACUCAAGUAUUAUGAAGGUGACUCUGCAGGGUCUGGAGGUAACUUUGCAAACAGGAAAGAAGAUUUAUUGCUUAAACAAGGCCAAGGCUUUGCAGUGGAAUCCCAGUCCAGGUCCAUGCUGAGGCCCCUGGAGCUGUCCCUGCCUGCCCAGUCCCCCAGCUCAGAGAAGGAGAGUUUGAAGCAGGAGCUGGAGAGCCUGAGGAGCUGCCUUGGGGCAGCCAAGGAGGAGAUCAGCAAGCUGCAGAGGGAGCUGUCCCUGAAGUGCUCAGAGUGCAGGGCUCUGGCCUCUGAGUGCCAGAGGAGCAAGGCAGAGGCUGAUGGGCAGGUCAGGCAGCUGGAGGAUGCUCUGAGGGACGUGCAGAAGAGGAUGUUUGAGUCUGAGGGCAAAGUGAAGCAGAUGCAGAGCCACUUCCUGGCCCUCAAGGAGCACCUGGCCAGCGAGGGGGCCUCAGGAGGCAGCAAGGUGGCAGAGGAGCUCAAGGAGCAGCUCCAGGAGAUGAAAAGCAAGUAUGAGGGAGCCUCUGCUGAGGUGGGGAAACUCAGGAACCAGAUCAAGCAGAACGAAUUGCUGGUGGCAGAGUUCCAGAGGGACGAGGGCAGGCUGCUGGAGGAGAACAAGAAGUUGCAGAAGGAGCUUGUGAAGUUGGAGAUGGAGAGAGAGAAAAGGGGCAGGGACGUGACAGAGUUGGAAGGGCAGCUCAGAGACACUGCGGCCAAACUGGCCCAGUCUGUGAGCACAGAGCAGUUUGAGAACAUGAGGAGUUUGCUGGCCAGCGAGGUGAGUGAGAAAGCAAGGAGGCUGGCAGAGGUGCAGGGGGAGAGGGAGAAGCUGCAGGCAGAGCUGGGGCUUUUACAGAGGGAGUGUGAGAGCCAGAGGGCUCAGCUGGCUCAGUGUGUGCAGCCAGAGGAGCACCAGCAGAUGAGGAGUGGCUUUGAGCAGAGGAAGGAGGAGCUGGGGAAGGCAAUUGCUGAGCUCUCACGGAAGAAUGAGACUCUGCAGAAGGAGCUGGAAAGAUUGCAGGCUGAUAACAAGGUGCUGAAGCAGCAAGUCCAGAUGCUAAAAACUGAAAUUAAAAGCCAGAAUGUGCCUUUAAAAAUUCAUGAGGAGUUGAAGAAAACAAACGAUCUGGCUGUGGGUGACCUGACAAAAAAGCUUUUUGAAAUGACAAAGAAGUACAAUGAAAGCAAAGCAGAAGCUGAGAAGUUGCUGGCAGAGAAGAACUCUUUAAAUGAGAAUAUCAGCCACUUCCAAGCUGUGUACCUGUCUCCAGAGCAGCACAGGAAGGAGGUGGAAGCUUUAAAAUCCAAUGGGAUGGAGCUUGAAAAGCAGCUUGCUGAGCUCCAGAAGAAAUGUGAGGAGGAGCAAGCCAAGGUGGGGGAGCUGCUGGCUGAGAACUCGGGGCUGAAGGAGACCCUGAGGGAUCAGUACGUGCUGGCCAGCACACAUGAGGAGGUCAAGACUGUCCUCAACAGCACCCUGCAAAAAACCAACGGGGAGCUGUCAGAUCUCAAGGGCAAAAUUGGAGAGAUAAAGCAAGAGUUCCUGAGGGUAACUGAAGAAAAUGGAGCUUUGAAAAACAAGGUGAAAGUCUUACAGAACCAACUAAAAACCGAGUAUAUAAGCUUAAAAGAUCACGAGACCACGGUGAAGACUUUAAAUCAAAGUGUGCAGGAGCUGCAGGAGAAGAAUGCUGCCGUCAGGGCAGAGCAGGAGAGGGGCCAGGAUGAAAUCCUCCAGCUGCACGCAGAGAUUGAGGCCCAGAAGAAGGAGCUGGACACCAUUCAGGAGUGCAUCAGGUCCAGGUGUGCCCUGCAGGACAGGGAGCAGGGCUGUGAGCUGCAGGAGCUGAGGGCACAGCUGCAGCAGCUGCAGCACAGCUGCAGGCACAGCCAGGAGGAGGCCCAGAGGUGCAGGGAGGAGAACGAGCAGCUCAGGAGCGGGGUGGUGUCCAUCCAGCAGGACCUGCAGCACAACCAGGUCCUGGCAGAGCAGUCCCACCGGCUGGAGCAGCUGUGUGCCAGCAGGAUGGAGGAGCUCAACCAGCAGCUGAGGGCUCUGCUGAGGAAACACGGGGGCCAGGAGGGGCAGGAGGAGCUGGCAGGCCCCCGGCAGGUCCUGGCAGGGCACGUGGAGGCUCUGGGGGAGGCUCUGGGCCGCACGGUGGAGGAGCUGCAGGAAGCCCUGGGCAGGGAGCAGGAGCAGCAUGGCAAGGAGCUGCUCCAGAUCAGGGAGCUGCAGCAGGAGCUGGCUGGCCUGAAGGAAUCCUCAGUGCCCCUGGUGGAAUACACCCAGCUGAAGGAAGGGCUGGAGGGAGAAAUCAGUGCUGUCAGGUGCAGCCUGCAGCAGAAGGAGGCAGAGAGCAGGGCCAGCAGCCAGGAGGUGCUGAGGCUGCAGGAGCAGCUGGGGCUGAGCCAGCAGGCUGUGGCAGAGCUGCAGAGCCAGCAGCAGGCGGCCAGGGCAGAGUACAGCUCCAUCAAGAGCGCCCUGGAGGCCCAGGUGAGCAGCAUGGCUGCCCAGCUGGCCAGCGUGAGCCACAGGUACGAGCAGGCCUGCCAGGAGGCCGAGCAGGCCAGGAGGAGCCAGCUGAGCCUCAGGGAGGAGAAGGAGCAGCUGCAGCUGCGCAGCUGCAGCAUCGAGCAGGAGAUCAGGGACCAGAAGGAGAGGUGUGACAGGUCACUGACAACCAUCCUCGAGCUGCAGAGGAGGAUCCAGGAGUCUGCAGAGCAGGUGGAGGCCAAGGACAACAAGAUCACAGAGCUGCUGAACGACGUGGAGAGGCUGAAGCAGGCUCUCAAUGGGCUGUCCCAGCUGACUUACACCACUGGGAUCCCCUCCAAGAGGCACAGCCAGCAGGUGGAACUGCUCCAGAGCCAAGUGAAAACACUCCAGCAGCAGCUGGCUGAUGCCAAGCAGCAGCACCAGGAGGUGAUCUCUGUGUACAGGACUCACCUGCUCAGCGCUGUCCAGGGCCACAUGGAUGAAGAUGUGCAGGCUGCCCUGCUGCAGAUCAUCCAGAUGAGGCAGGGCCUGGUGUGCUGACCUGCUGCUGGGACACAAGCUCUGGUAUUCAAUCACUGGUGGUGACAAAGCUGCAGUUACAGCCUCACAACUCCAAGCUGCAGCUUCUUCUUCUCAUAAAACACUAAACAGGGCUGUGGUGGUUCAGGCCUGACACUUUUUUCGUGAAAAGGAUAAAAAGUUUAGAACAUCUUUUAGAACUGUCAAAAUGAUGACAUAGAGGUUAAAUUAUUUUAAUGUCUGAUUGACCACUUAUUAAAGCAGGACCUACAGAAGCUCCAGUUGAUCCUUGAACUUGAACUCUCCUGGGAUGGUUAAAAAUAAACUGCAGAGGAGUGUGGCUGAGUGUUGUAGCUGUGGCUGUCCCUCAGUGAUGAAGAGAAAGUGGCUCAUUUGUCACACUGGCUGAGCAGGAGUGCUGUGACACACACAGGAAGCUCUUCUGGUGUCUCUUGUAACUUGGCUGGCCAAGUUACAGCCUUUAUUUAAUAUAUAAGCUGAAGAUUUAGUGCCUUUGCUUCUGCAAGACUUGAAAAAAAAAUCAGAUUUUCCAUCCAAACACUAAAGUCCCUCCCCUAAAUUGUUCCUGGGUGCUUCAGUGCUGACUGCUGCAGGCUGGAGCAGCUGGAUCCCAGUGCCAGGGGCAGGAUUUCAUCCUUCAGGAUGGCACUGAGCACUCACUGAGGCACUGGAUUCUCAAACACAGCUCCUGGGAGCCUGAGCUGUACAUCAGGUGCUUCAGUCUUUUUUAUGGGGGGAGAUGUCAGUAGGGAGGAUUAAUGAGAGUUUUUAAUUGCUGCAAUCUCCCCAUGAAACAAGGCUCAUUCUGAACUGCAGGAUGGUUUCCAUAAGGAAGUUUUGUGUAAAAACCAAACCAUGAAAUUUGUUACAAAGGGAAGGCUGAAGAAGGAGCUGGUAACAAAUGGGGCUGUUCAAGCUGAGUGCUGACCUCAGUCUGAUUUUUAAAAGCUCCUGCUGAUCCCCAUCAGGGGAAUGGGGCAUCCUGGUGCACAAAAGCCAAACUUCCCCUCCAGGCUGCUGAGAAACCAGGGCUGCAGUCAGAGUUCCUGCUCUGUGUUCUCUGGGCUGCCCCUCCUGCCCUGGGCUCCUGUUUUCCAGCAGAAUUAUGUUUAUCUCCUUUUUUCCUCCCUUUUUGGGCAGAGUCUUGUAGGACUGAGGAGGCCACGUGGAGUUCCAGACAGUGAUGGAUGUGCAGGGCAGUUUUUAUCUAGAAAUACCUUUAAUAUAUUUACUAAAUCCAUGUCUGUAGUAAAACAGAUCUGCUGCUGCUUUCCUUUAGUUUCUUAGAGGGUUAUUACAGAAAACAUCUCGGAGUAAAGAGUUUCUUUUUAGCCAAAUAUCUUUUAUGAUUGCAUUACUUGAAAUUUCUUGGAGAGGAUUUGUUUUGUUGUACUAACUGGCCUAUUUUGAUAUUGUAUUUCCUUACCCAGGGACUUCUAGCUAUGUUUUUCUAAAUCUCUCCUAUAUUAUAACAUCAAUAAAAUAGUUUCUUCUUUUU